CUCAUCCAUCUCCGACGUGGGGAGGAGAGGCAGUUCAAACAAUAAACACGUCGUAGCCUAAAUCGAUAACAAAAAAAUCUUAUCCAAUCGUAAAAUCUUGAAGCCGUCGUUCAUUUCCGUGAAGCCAAUCCCCGUCUGUCUCUAUGGUGUUUUAUUUUUCAACAAGCUGACGAAGGCUCGGGGUUUUCCGUGUAGUAGCACUAAGAGCCGAGAGUCGUACACGCGCGAGGCAUAGACAUCAAGCGGUUUGGGUAACUCUGUACAAUUGUUUACAUCUUACUGAACAAGGAGAUAAGUAUUUUGAAAAUGUUAUCAACUAAUGAGCUCGUGUCUGUUGGGACAUUUCAAGUGCUUAAAUUACCUCUUGGAUUUAUCCGCGUUUUGGAAUGGCUUUUUUCCAUUUUUGCAUUUGCGACAUGUGGAGGCUACAGUGGACAGCUGUGGGUUAGUGUGGACUGCCAGCUUGACAAGGCCAGCAGCAACCUCAGUAUUGGCAUCGAUUUUGCCUAUCCUUUUAGGUUGCACCAGGUGUCCUUCGAGGCUCCGCUGUGUGAGGGGAGGAGGAGGGAGAGGCUCUUUCUCAUUGGGGACUACACUUCCUCGGCUGAGUUCUUCGUCACCAUCGCUGUGUUCGCCUUCCUCUUCUCCUUCAUGGCCACCAUAGUCUACAUCUUCUUCCAGAACAAGUACCGCGAGAACAACCGAGGCCCUCUGAUCGACUUUAUAGUGACCGUGGUGUUCUCCUUCAUGUGGCUGGUCAGUUCUUCAGCCUGGGCUAAAGCCCUGUCGGACAUCAAGGUGGCCACAGACCCAGAUGAGGUGCAGGAGCUCAUGUCUGCCUGUAAGGUCAUGACCAACAAGUGUGGCUCAGUACAAGGACCCCGCUGGUCAGGCCUCAAUACCUCUGUGGUGUUUGGCUUCCUAAACUUCGUCCUGUGGGCAGGAAACAUCUGGUUUGUCUUCAAGGAGACUGGUUGGCAUAAAGGAGGACCAGCUCGGUACGCUGGUGCGCCUCCCGAAAAACAGGCUGAGACAUUCAACCAGCAGCAGCCCUACAACCAGGGCAGUUUUGACCAGUCAGGAGGCUACAGCGCCCAGGGAGACCAGGAGCCGGUAUCAGAAUACAGUCCUGUGGGCGGACCCACCUCCUACUCCAAUCAGAUGUAGCCUUGCAGUCUGAUUGUCACACUGAUGGGGGGGGAUGCAGUUCUUAGGUAGAAAUAUUCCGGUGCCAGAAAAAGUAAGUUGUCGAUUGAUACAGUUAAACAUAAGUAUUUUGGAGUAUUGUACAUAAAAUUAGAUUUUGGUUACGUUUUUAGAUGUGUUGUCCUGAAUGUUGUAUUGCCUGUGGGUUGAGUCUGUUUAUAGUUUCUCUUUUUCCUGUGCUAGGUGCUAUGCCACAGACCUUUUUAACUGGACGUCUUUUUCAUUGUGGAAGAAAAAUGUGGUAUACAAUUGUAUAAUUCUUGAAGUUUCCUACAUAGUGUUGACAAAGUGCAUGAAGUUGUGCUAUGUGUUUCUAUGCCUGUUUGUGCACAUUCUAUUUACGAAACUGUCAGGAUUUCACCUCAGAGUUACACAGUAAGGUAUCAGCAGUAGUUUUACCUCACAAAUGCAACAUUUAAAGUGUUGGUCUCAUUUUUCAUGAGCAGAAAUAAAAUAUCCCAGUCAUUUUCCAUAUGCAAAAAAAAACUUAUUUCUCUUCAAAUUUUCUGCACAAAUUUAUUUACAUCCCUGUUAGUGAGCAUUUCUCCUUUGUCAAGGUAAUCCAUCCUGACAGGUGUGGCAUAUCAAGAAGCUGAGGGGGGGGGGGGGGGGUCUGUCUUUAAUAAAGCCUAUUUGUGGGGUAAAACAAAUUCUUAUUGGCUGGGCCUGGCCCCUCAGUGGGUGAACCUGGCUUCCACACAUGGCUGCGCCCCUGCCCAGUCAUGUGAAAUCCAUAGAUUAAGAUCAAAUUAAUCACUUUUAUUUGACUGGUUUCCUUUUAUGAACUGUAACUCAGUAAAAUCUUAAAUUGUUGCAUGUAGGGUUUAUGUUUUUGUUCAGUGUAGUUACCUUUUCAUUACACAUGAUGCCCUUGCUCUAAAGGGGUUUUAUGUGUUGGUUUGUGGGAAGUUUUUGAUGUUAGUGUUAACAAUUGUAAAUGGGAAAAGUGUUUCUACCCGCUCUGUUUACAAAUGGUCGCUCAGGAUUCAAAUGAAAGGACUCGUUUUUUAAGCUGCGGUCAGACUACUGCGAAAUGAAGAAUAAUUUCAUACUCCUCCUAGAGCGAGCUAGCUGAGUCCAUUUAAGCACAAGGCCCCAGUGAAAAAGGCCCAGAAGAACCUAGUUGCAAUUAGAACAGUCAGCUCGGCCAAGCUUGUCUGUAUAACCAUUACUGAACCCCCUCCAUUUUAUCUGUCAUGUUUUCUCUGUCUUGAAUUCUACAAACAAAGUAAUUCAGGUUUGUAUGACUUUCAAAAGUUUGUGCAAUUAAUACAAAUAGGCCUAAUUAGACAAUGUCUGAUAAUAUUGAUGAUGAUGAUGAUAAUUAACCCUGUGUCUUGAGCUCCAAAGCAUGUGGCUUGCAUUAACCAGGUAACAAACAAAUAUGAAAAAAUACAAUAAUUAAACGUCCAUGUAUGUACUUCCCUUCUGUCCGUGUAACAUUAUAAUGUGAACAAUUUGAAAACCACUUACCAGUAUUAUUAUUCUGUUCAUGAUUACUGCGUGUGGAUGAUAUACAAGCAAUUUGAAUAAUCCUAAUAAAGAUGU
Salmo salar (Atlantic salmon) is the source of this 2754-nucleotide messenger RNA. RefSeq names its product synaptoporin. NCBI's taxonomy places the organism in Eukaryota, Metazoa, Chordata, Actinopteri, Salmoniformes, Salmonidae. Gene Ontology annotation, cellular component: synaptic vesicle; synaptic vesicle membrane. The record is from RefSeq and is a predicted model, not a curated record.